AUGUACGCGGACUCGCGCCUGCCGUGGACGAUCGUCAACACGACGGUGAUGUUCACCCGUUUCGGCAUCAACUGUUUCUUCGUCACCUUCUACCUCAACUCCAUGGUGCUCCAAAUCACAUCAAAGCUGAUCUCCGUCAACAAAGCGCAGGAUAUCAAGCGAUACCUCAAGGGUGUUACGCUGCAGGUGAGGUUUUAU
Molecule: messenger RNA, 198 nt
Organism: Mesorhabditis spiculigera
Lineage: Eukaryota; Metazoa; Nematoda; Chromadorea; Rhabditida; Rhabditidae
Source: the annotation of a GenBank genome assembly